AUGUCGAUAGAUGGAAGCAGGAUGGUCCGAGCCUUGAUGAUCUGCCUGCUGGACAUGAGGAGUGUUUUGCUAAACUCCCCUAAAAAAGGAAGGCUGAUGUCAAGUCUUCGAGAGCUCAAGCCUGAUGAGUUUGGAGAUCGUGAUAUGCUCAGUAAAGUAGUCCGUGCACGAUCUAGCUCACUUGUUGAGAGGCAAAGAGAUGCGGAUGCUCCUUUUCGAAAUUCGAGUCUCAAGCAUGGAGUUGAUUCGACGUCGCAAAUUCCUUUGGAAGUGAGGUUGGCGGAGGCUAGGAAAGCAAGAGAGUCAUCUGCCUGGACAAAAGGUUCUUCUGUAACGUCAGCGACUGAUCCAAAGGUGGACAAAUCUAGCCCUGCAGGGGAUGCAGGCGUGUCUGAUCUGCUAAAGACGCAAUUUCUAUCAAGUCCAUCCUCUUGUGCUGAGCUGGUUGACCAAAUCCGUCAGGCUGGCGAUCUUGGUACUUUUUCAAGUCUUUCCUUGGAAAAGCAAAAGGAAGCGACACUUCAUCUGCUUAAAAAGGGAAUAGUUUUUGCUGCUGAGACCAUUCGGAACUCGUCUGUUGUUGCCCCAUCUUCUGUUCAGCUCAGCGAGUUGGAGAAGAAGAAUGCCGAGUUAGUUAGCAAACUUUCCGCCGAGCAGACCCGUUAUGAGAAGAAGACGUCUGAUUUGCGGGCGAUGAUAUCUGAGUUGAAGAGCUCCCUUGCUGAGAAGGAUUCCGAGCUUAACUCUUCUGCUGCUGACUUGGCAAGUCGAAAAGAUGCUUAUUUCCACAUUGAGUGCAAGAAUGCCGACAUCUCUCAUAGCUAUGACAAGCUUUUAGCUAGACUUCACGCCUACCAUGAGUCUGCUGAGGAAUCCAAGUCCGAAGUUGCCAUGGACGCGUACAAGUUGGGCUACCUGGACUGCACAAGAGGAUAUGAUCCCUUCUACGCCAUUGGAGAUGAAGACAUCGAGAUGCUCUAUCCAGACUUGCCCCCUGCGCAAAGUGAGAAGGCUAAUGCUGUGAACAUCGAAGGAGCUGAAGAGCAGGUGACUAAAGAGGCGGUAGCUGAGGAGGAUGGAGCAGAGGAGGAUGCAGCCGAUGAGGUGGUGGCAGACGUCAUAGAUCAGGCAUGUGGAGCUGCUGAAAGCGUGGCUGUUCAGGCGGACGCUGAAGAGGUUGUAGAUCAGGGAUCUCCUGCUGGCGCUUCGGAGUAG
This is a messenger RNA of Prunus armeniaca (apricot), 1215 nucleotides long. The record is from the annotation of a GenBank genome assembly. Lineage: Eukaryota; Viridiplantae; Streptophyta; Magnoliopsida; Rosales; Rosaceae.